UGUGCCCACAAGACGGAGAGAUCGCAUACUUUGAGUUCUUGCCCCUUUCUUCUUCCCCAACAUCACUUUCUCCCAAUUAGAAGAAGCAGCGCCGCGCCCCCAUCGUCGUCAACCCACUCCUCUACUCCACUCACCGCCGUGAGCCUUUAAAGGUACUGUGUGUGGCCGGUGGGAGUGGUGGCUCGAGGUCAAGUGAGUUUCUGUCUACUAAGCGGCCAGAGUAAGAUUGGUUUGCGAUGGAGAGGUUGGAGUUGAAGGAGGUUCAGAGGCUGGAAGGUCACAACGACAGGGUUUGGAGCUUGGAUUGGAACCCGGCAACUGGUCAUGCUGGUACUCCUCUCGUCUUCGCUUCUUGCAGCGGCGACAAAACUGUCCGAAUCUGGGAACAAGACCUCUCCUCUGGCCUCUGGGCCUGCAAGGCGGUUUUGGACGAAACACACACUCGAACCGUUCGAUCUUGUGCUUGGUCACCUUCUGGGAAACUGUUAGCCACUGCAAGCUUUGAUGCCACCACUGCCAUAUGGGAAAAUGUUGGGGGUGAUUUUGAGUGUGUUGCUACUUUGGAGGGUCAUGAAAAUGAAGUGAAGAGUGUAUCUUGGAAUGCAUCUGGAACCUUGCUUGCAACUUGUAGUAGGGAUAAAUCUGUCUGGAUAUGGGAAAUGCAGCCGGUCAACGAGUUUGAGUGUGUGUCCGUGCUGCAAGGACAUACCCAGGAUGUUAAAAUGGUCAAGUGGCACCCCACGGAGGAUAUCUUAAUUUCAUGUAGCUAUGAUAAUAGUAUUAAGGUUUGGGCAGAUGAAGGUGACAGUGACGAUUGGCAGUGUGUUCAAACUCUCGGUCAACCUAAUAAUGGUCAUACUUCUACUGUUUGGGCCCUCUCCUUCAAUGCUAGUGGAGACAAAAUGGUUACCUGUAGUGAUGAUCUUACCGUGAAGGUAUGGGAAACAGAAAACGUACAAUCUAGUAGUGGAUUUGCACCUUGGAGACAUCUUUGCACUCUUUCAGGAUAUCAUGAUCGGACGAUUUUCUCAAUUCAUUGGUCAAGAGAAGGUAUCUUUGCCAGUGGAGCUGCUGAUGACACUAUACAGCUUUUUGGGGAUGACAAUGAAAGUCAGGUCGGAGGUCCUCUGUACACGUUGCUGCUGAAAAAGGAGAAGGCCCAUGACAUGGAUAUAAAUUCUGUGCAGUGGAGCCCUGGGGAGAAACCACUACUAGCCUCUGCCAGCGAUGAUGGGACAAUCAAGGUGUGGGAGCUGGUAUCCCAAUGAUGAUGCUAAUUUUGCUUAUUUGCUGUAUCAGUAGUAGAAAUUUAUACUGGUAGAGCUAAAGAGUGGAAACAAAUAGAUGUGCAGCAUCCUCAUAGUGCCUUUUGUUUUCUCUUUAAUAUAUGUAUUAAUAAUUUAAAGCAGAUAUUGGAUAUUUUUUUUUGAGUAAGGCUGUAAAUUAUAGUUACUGUAAACUUAACUUGCAUUUUUGCUCGGAAUUGCUAAAUAAUCACUUACCCUAUAGUGAAUUAGUAUAGUAAGUGUGCUUAUUUCAA
Molecule: messenger RNA, 1540 nt
Organism: Lotus japonicus
Lineage: Eukaryota; Viridiplantae; Streptophyta; Magnoliopsida; Fabales; Fabaceae
Product: protein CIA1
Exons: 10
Coding region: 237-1268 (343 amino acids)
Biological process (GO): iron-sulfur cluster assembly
Cellular component (GO): cytosolic [4Fe-4S] assembly targeting complex
Molecular function (GO): protein binding
Source: RefSeq, a predicted model, not a curated record